This is a messenger RNA of Capsaspora owczarzaki ATCC 30864, 962 nucleotides long. Its product is annotated as 3-oxoacyl-[acyl-carrier-protein] reductase. The transcript has 2 exons. Lineage: Eukaryota; Filasterea; Ministeriida; Capsasporidae. The record is from RefSeq and is a predicted model, not a curated record. The coding region runs from base 67 to 831 and encodes 254 amino acids.
UUCAAAAUCACCUUCGAUUCUGAUACUUUUCAAAAACCCCACCAUCGUCUUUGACAAACAUCCACAAUGUCCCGUCACGUGAACAAGAUUGCCCUCGUCACUGGCAGCUCGCGCGGUCUCGGCCGUAACAUGGCGCUGUCGCUCGCGCGCAACGGCGCCGACGUCGUUGUGACCUACCGCUCCAAGAAGGCCGAGGCUGACGCCGUCGUCGCCGAGAUCCAGGCGCUCGGUCGCAAGGCCGUCGCGCUCGAGAUUGACACGGGUGUGACCAAGAGCUUCGCUCAGUUUGCUGAGACGCUGAAGGCGGCACUCCAGGUCACUUGGCAGCGCUCGACGUUCGACUUUUUGGUCAACAAUGCGGGCAUUGAUCUUGCCAAGCCGUUCACCGAGUUCACCGAGGAGGAUUUCGACCAGUUGCUGAACGUCCACUUCAAGGGCGUCUUUUUCCUCACUCAGCGCCUUCUUCCGCUCAUUGCUGACAACGGCCGCAUUGUCAAUCUCUCGACCGGCCUGGCGCGCUUCUCUCUUCCCGGAUACUCUGCCUAUGGCUCGAUGAAGGCGGCCAUCGACACCCUGACCCGCUACCUCGCCAAGGAGCUCGGCUCCCGCGGCAUCCGCGUCAACUCUGUCGCUCCCGGCGCGAUUGAGACGGACUUUAACGCCCAUGUGUUUAGCAUCCCCGGCGUGAAGGACCACAUUGCUGCCGACACGCCCCUUGGCCGCGUUGGCGUUCCGGACGACAUUGGUGGCGUUGUCAACUUUGUGUGCAGCGAGGAUGCUCGCUGGGUCAACGGCCAGCGCAUUGAAGUUUCUGGUGGCAUUCACCUGUAAGCAGAAGUGGUUAUUUUCCUUCUGCCGUUUGGAAAUAUAGAGCUUGGUGUUUAUGUUUUUCAGAAGCGUGCACUUGCUACCGUUCCGUUGGCCAGGAGUGUUACAAUGAGCAACCCAUUCGCCAAAUCGCG